Molecule: messenger RNA, 2118 nt
Organism: Carassius carassius (crucian carp)
Lineage: Eukaryota; Metazoa; Chordata; Actinopteri; Cypriniformes; Cyprinidae
Product: peroxisomal membrane protein PEX13-like
Exons: 4
Coding region: 101-1375 (424 amino acids)
Biological process (GO): protein import into peroxisome matrix, docking
Cellular component (GO): peroxisomal membrane; peroxisomal importomer complex; peroxisome
Molecular function (GO): protein binding
Source: RefSeq, a predicted model, not a curated record
CGAUGUGAAGGAGCGAUUGCUUUUUCUGGCGUGUGGGCCAGUUUCUGUUUAUGACGUUUGUUGUUCUGUGCAGCUCGACUUUGGUCUGAAAUAUAAAAUAAUGGCUCACCCUCCACCAAAACCAUGGGAAAGGGGGAUCCCUGGAACUAUGAGGGCACCACUAAACUAUCGCUCAACUGACUUUGGAUCAGCAUCACGAAGUGGGCCAUCAGUGUCUGGUCCUCCAGUUUUAACACGUGUGACACCACCCAUUCCUCCAAGACCAGUCCAGCAAGCAUACCGCCCUUCAUACAGCUCAUUUUCCUCCUCAUACAGCCCUUAUGGGAGCUCCAUCUACGGGGGCUACAGCCCCUACAGCUACAGUGGUUAUGGAGUUGGAGGCAGCCUGGGUUAUAACCGUUAUAACCAAACAGACGAGAUCCCACCAAGCCACUUUGUCCAGCAGGCAGAGGAAAGCAGCCGCGGAGCAUUUCAGUCCAUUGAGAGCAUUGUCCACGCCUUCUCCUCAGUCAGCAUGAUGAUGGACGCUACGUUCUCUGCUGUCUACAACAGCUUCCGUGCUGUUCUGGAUGUGGCCAAUCACUUCUCCCGCUUGCGCAUACAUUUCACAAAAGUGCUGUCUGCCUUCGCUCUGGUUAGGACCCUUAGAUACCUAUAUCGCAGGCUGCAGAGGCUGCUAGGAUUGCGCCAGGAUUUAGAGGUGGAUGACUUGUGGGCGGACAGCGCCGCUUCCUCCAUGGUGUCUUCUUUAGGAACCAGAGGCGCAGGGAUUGAUGACCCCAGAGCGAAUUCUGUCAAAUCAUGGCCCAUUUUCUUGUUUUUUGCUGUAGUUCUUGGAGGGCCAUAUUUGAUCUGGAAGCUUUUGCGGUCUGCUGAGGAUCCUGAGGAAAAGGCCACUGACUGGGCAAGUGGGGAGGAUGACCAUGUGGUAGCACGAGCGGAGUAUGACUUCACAGCUGCAUCUGAGGAAGAAAUCUCUCUACAGGCUGGAGACAUGCUUAAUCUUGCCCCUAAAGAACAACAGCCCAGGGUGCGUGGCUGGCUGUUAGCCAGUGUGGAUGGGCAGACCACUGGCCUUGUACCUGCCAACUAUGUCAAAGUGUUGGGCCGGAGGAGAGGCAGAAAGCAUGCAGAAUUAGAGAGGAUGCCACAGGCCCAGCAGGCUGCACAGAACCUUCCAGCACCUCAAGCUGCUCUGGCUACAGCUUCUGUUCCCAACUCCAGGCAGGGGGUCCCUACCACAUCAGAUCCAGAUGAGCUUUUGGAGUCUGUUUACAGUGAAACACAAGGCCUUCAUGCUACCCUGGAGGUGCAACCUUCUACAAACCAAAACAGUGAUACUGUAGUGAUGACCUCAGAAAAGAUGGACUUAUGAGUAAUUUGUAUGUGCAGGGAGGUGUGUGUGUGUGUUGGUGGGAGUUAGGUGAAAAAGUCUAUCCUUCAUUAGAAUGUAUCACCCUUAGUCCAAACUGUUGUGUGAAUGUAACUUAGUCCAACACCUUAUUCUGUAAAUUUCAGUAGAAUUUUAGGCGCAAAGCAAUUACCAAUAUUACACAUUUCAUUCUUCGACAAAAAUAUUGGGUAUUUCAGCAUUAUAGUUUUAUAUGAUUGUGUUAAUAAGACACAUUGAUAUAUUUUGAAAAAUUAUUAGGAAAAACGGUUUCAGUUUGUUAUGAUAUGCUCACAUCAAACAUAAAAUGAGGGUCAUUUCAAGCAUACACAGUUAAUGCAUCUGCUUAGUUUAAAUUAUGAGGUGUCAUAUUAGUCUAAAUUUAUAAUGCACUGUUGAUCACUAAUUUCUCCUAGUGUAGGAGUUUUAGAUUACUGUUCAUCUUUCUGAAAUGUGAAUAUUUAAUAUUUUAAGUUGUGUUCUAUCAAGAAUUAGUUUGUGCAUUUUUCAGGCUUGUUUUUUUCAUACCACUAACACAGUGUGCAAUUAUGUAAAUACAAGCAAUUAUUUUGCCAGUAAAUAAAAAAUUUUUUUUUUUAAUUAUCUCCUGUCAUUUUCAAUUGUAUAGUAAAGUUCCAGCAUUUCCAAGGUUAUAGAAAAUUACUGACAUUGUCAUGUAGCUGGGUAAGAAAUGUAAAUAAAUAAAGAUAAUAAGACAUUAAUAAUAA